AUGAACAACUUGCAUUUAUCUCUAGCCAUUUUCAAGCUACAACCUUUUGAAAUAUCAAAAGUGAAUAUUUUAUUGGUCGUGAUGCUGUUACUUUUUUUAGGGGGUACUUAGUGUACAAAUGUUUGAGAACAACUGCUUGUUCGGCUUUUAAUAAUAGAUGGCAGUUGGUGGAGAAUAGCACCCUCUAGUGUUCAUUCAAAGCAACUGCAUGGUCAAGAAGCCAGCAUUCUUCCACUUAUGAAAUGCCUUUGCAUAACUAACACCUAUUAUGAGGCACGUAUAUCAACAUGCAUUUUCUCACAUAAUGGAUUGGAUUGUAAUUGCAGUCAUCGUCAUGCGGGCUUUUUCCUGAAUUCGAAUGAAUGUUUUAUAGUCUAAUAGAUAAAGUACAGUAAGGGCUAAAGACAUGUGUUUUCAUACUCUGCAGGCAUUUUGGAGCGUUUUUGGGGAGAGAGCGAGCCGCUGACAUGUCCACGGGCAUCGGAAGCUGGGUCGAGCCUGGGAGCCUGCAAGCUCAGCUUCAUGACGAAGCCCACGUCAGCGGGCAGAGCCAACCACAGGCAACACAGUCAAUUGCACACAACAGCACACACGCACCGCACCGAUGCUCGCUUGUGGAUCUCUGAUGUUUUUCCACCACUGCUUGUUUCUCGUGCUCCGUCCUCUUUCUUCAGCGCGGGCACCCCUUCAUUGAGCAGUGCGGAGGAACUUGGAGGAGGUAAAAUGUUUUUAAAAGAAGGGUAUCCGCGGAGUUGGAAGCUGGAGAUGAGAUGCUGGCUCAAUGGGUGUUUCCAGCCUGACGCCUCUUUGGGAUUCCCGGGGAUUCUCUAACCUGGACCUUCAACCCAGCCUCAUAGAUGAUCUUUCCCCGUGCGACUUCGUGGCUUUGGUUCGCCGAGGAGCAUCUGGAGCAUCCGGGGACCAGGGCACUUAUGGCAUGGUGGAGAAGUGGCUGAAGAGCCACCAGGCGGCCAAGUCGGGUCCGACGGUCGCGACCCCGGCCGAGCCGAGGGACGAGAAGGGCGCCGCGCUGAGGGACAGCUGGGCGAGCAAAUGCGACGGCUUGCAGCGGAGAGCCUCGCAGAAGGAGCUGCGCAAAACUUUCGCACGCUCCAAAGCCGUCAAUGUCAACCGAACCUACGACGAGCAAGUGAACUCGCGGGCUCAGGAGCCGCUGAGCAGCAUGCGCCGGAGAGCCCUGCUGAGGAAGGCGAGCUCGCUGCCCCCGACCACCGCGCACAUCUUGAGCGCGCUGCUCGAGUCCAGAGUCAACAUCCCGCAGUACCCGUCCACGGCCGUGGAUUUCAAAUAUUACCUCAAGGAAAACAACGAGAGAGAGUUCUUCCUCGAGCUCGUCAAAGACAUCUCCAACGACUUGGACCUGACGAGCCUCAGCUACAAGAUCCUGGUGUUCGUGUGCAUCAUGGUGGACGCGGACCGGUGCUCGCUGUUCCUCGUGGAGGGCACCGGGAACAAGAAGACGCUCGUAUCCAAGUUCUUCGACGUGCACGCGGGCACCACCGUGCUCCCCUCCAUGAACUCGGACGAAGUGCAGGUGCCGUGGGGCAAAGGGAUCAUCGGCUACGUGGCCGAGCACGGGGAGACGGUCAACAUUCCGGACGCCUACCAGGAUCGUCGCUUCAGUGAUGAAAUUGACAAGCUGACGGGGUACAAGACCAAGUCGCUCUUGUGCAUGCCCAUUCGCAACAGCGACGGCGAGAUCAUCGGAGUGGCUCAGGCCAUCAACAAGACCUCGAGUGUGGAGAUCUUCACUGAAGAUGAUGAAAAGGUACUGCAGAUGUACCUGCCCUUCUGUGGCAUUGCGAUCUCCAAUGCCCAACUCUUUGCCGCCUCGAGAAAGGAAUACGACAGGAGUCGGGCACUCCUCGAGGUAGUCAACGACCUGUUUGAAGAACAGACCGAUCUGGAGAAAAUUGUCCGAAAGAUCAUGCAUCGCGCUCAGACAUUGCUCAAGUGCGAGCGCUGUUCUGUUCAGUUGCUGGAGGACAUUGAGUCACCGGUGGUGAAGUUCACAAAGUCUUUUGAAUUAUUGUCACCUAAGUGCAGUGCUGAUGCUGAAACAAGUUUCAAGGACAGUAUGGAAAAGUCUUCUUACUCUGACUGGCUCAUCAACAACAGCAUUGCAGAGCUGGUCGCAUCCACAGGACUUCCUGUCAACAUCAGCGACGCCUACCAGGAUCCUCGCUUUGAUGCUGAGGCGGACCAGUUUUCCGACUUCCAUAUUCGCUCUGUGCUUUGUGUGCCCAUAUGGAACAGCGAUCACCAAAUCAUCGGUGUUGCCCAAGUGUUGAACCGCCUCGACGGGAAACCGUUUGAUGAUGCGGACCAGCGUCUCUUUGAGGCUUUUGUGAUCUUUUGUGGCUUGGGCAUCAACAACACCAUCAUGUAUGACCAGGUGAAGAAGUCGUGGGCCAAGCAAUCGGUGGCUCUGGAUGUCCUCUCUUACCACGCCACUUGCUCCAAGACCGAAGUUGACAAAUUCAAGGUAAAUGCGGUUUACUCCGGUCGUGUUGUCCCUCCUCUGCCAGCACAUUGCGGUAACAAACCUAAUACAAUCGCUUGGAAAGACAUAUUAUUUUGGUUAUUUAUAGCAAAGUAUGGUAUAAUUUUAAUCCCCCCGACCCGCCUCGCUGUGUGCCCUCCCCGCCAGACUCUGUGUCGAUGGCUGCUGACGGUGAGGAAAAACUACCGGAUGGUUCUGUACCACAACUGGAGACACGCCUUCAAUGUGUGCCAGUGCAUGUUUGCCAUGCUCACGACGGCCGGCUUCCAGGAGACUCUGACAGAAGUGGAGAUCUUAGCACUCAUCGUGGGUUGCGUAUGUCACGACUUGGAUCACCGGGGCACCAACAACGCCUUCCAGGCAAAGACAGGCUCGGCUCUUGCUCUGCUUUACGGGACCUCCGCUACUCUUGAGCACCACCACUUCAACCACGCUGUCAUGAUCCUGCAAAGCGAGGGUCACAACAUCUUCUCCAACCUCUCGUCCACCGAGUACAGCAACCUCAUGCAGCUGCUCAAGCAGUCUAUUCUGGCCACCGAUCUCACACUUUACUUUGAGAACAGAACCACGUUCUUUGAACUGGUGAACAAAGGGGAGUAUAACUGGAACGUGAAAGCCCACAGAGACAUGUGCAGAUCCAUGAUGAUGACAGCAUGUGAUCUCGGCGCUGUCACCAAGCCAUGGGAAAUAUCCCGCAAGGUGGCUGAGUUGGUGACCAGCGAGUUCUUUGAGCAGGGCGACAGGGAACGAUCAGAGUUGAAGCUCACACCCGCGGCCAUCUUUGACCGAAACAGAAAAGACGAGUUGCCCGGUCUUCAAUUGGAGUGGAUUGAUGGAAUUUGUGCGCCGCUCUAUGAGACUCUGGUCAAGUUAAAUCCCAAACUGAAGCCCAUGCUCGACAUGAUCCAAGCCAACAGGUCCAAAUGGGAGGAGUUGAACAACAAGCGGCAACACGACGAGCACAGUGUUUCUGCCCCGGCGAGCCCCUUGGAGCCCGUCGGCUGCAAGGCGUCCAAGACGGGCGGCUCCUCCCCCUGCCGUAGCAGCAGCGCGGACCACGCGGCGGCCUCAACACCGCUGGGUUAGUGAGCUUCUUAUUGAGGUCUCUCUUCCUCUUACGGCCUGCGACUUGUGCAGAGGGGGUCUUCAGACCCUCUUGCUCCUCUGAGAAGAGCGGAAAAGCUGCCGGAGGUGUGUGAAGGUUGUCACAGUGGCAUGGCGGACUUCUGUCGUGCGGCCAUUGCACGAAGACCGAAGAGCGGGCGCCUGCGCGACGGAUGUUUUUUGUAAAUGUGUACAUACUGUCGGCUCCUGAAGAGCGCGUUGCGUUCGAGUGCUGUCACAAAACUGUGGAUUGUGGUGUGGCCGUAGAAGGAUGAUGUGUUGCCGGAGCGGCCCCGCUUGCUCCACUUCCUUCCCUCCUGUGCCUUGUUUGAAACAUUCUCCAUGAAAAAUGCAUGGCCUCCUUUGACAUGGACAUUGUAGAAAAUGGCACCCGUGAUGGAGUUUUUUUUUUUUUUUUUCUCUUUUAACAAUUGUUUUGCCAUUUUCCACCACCGCGAGUUGAUUUACCAUAAAACAGUCAAGAUGGUAAUGAAAGUCAGACUUUUCACAACAAUGUGGCAUUUUCCAGUU
Messenger RNA from Hippocampus comes (tiger tail seahorse), 4159 nucleotides. It is a transcript of the gene pde11a, whose product is annotated as phosphodiesterase 11a. The record is from RefSeq and is a predicted model, not a curated record. NCBI's taxonomy places the organism in Eukaryota, Metazoa, Chordata, Actinopteri, Syngnathiformes, Syngnathidae. Gene Ontology annotation, molecular function: 3',5'-cyclic-nucleotide phosphodiesterase activity; protein binding. Gene Ontology annotation, biological process: signal transduction. The coding region runs from base 782 to 3610 and encodes 942 amino acids. The transcript has 20 exons.